ACACGUCGCCUUGACUAGGACACAUUUUUAUUUAGUGGAGUUUGAAAGGAAACCGAAGCGGAUUCAGGCAAUUGUCCUCAUCUUUUAGCCUCCUGGAGUCAUUUCAGUUAAUCUCGAAGUGUCAGCGAAACGUGUCCUGAAAUAAACAUGGCACUGCCGAAAUGGGAGAGAAAAGCGCGCAUAUUUCUAUGCGUUUUCGGUUUGUUUUUGUCUGUUUAUGCGCUUCACGUCGAGCUGUCCCGAGAGAGAAACCCAGAUUACAGGGCGAUGUGCGACCUCGGGGAGUCUGUGAGCUGCUCCAAAGUUUUUACCUCCAGAUGGGGACGUGGUUUUGGCUUGGUCCAGUUCUUUGUUGCCAAAGACAGCCCUCUGAACCAGCCCAACAGUGUGCUUGGCAUCAUAUUUUACACGCUGCAGAUGGGCCUUGGACUGUCUCUGUCCAAAAAAGCAGCCAUGUUUUUGGUCUUCUCCUCCUGGGUGUCUGUGGCCGGCUCACUCUAUCUUGCAGCUAUUCUCGCCUUUGUUCUGGGGGAUUUCUGCAUGGUCUGCGUGUCAACAUAUAUUAUCAACUUUGUGUUGCUCUUCACCAACCUGAAACGAAGGAGAGCAAUUGAAGCCAUGAAGGAAAAGGCUGGAUAGAAAAUGUCACUUGCGAAAUUCAACACCUUUUUCUUUUCUGCUGAGCUGAAGCCGCACAGGAUCUGAAAAGUAAAUUCUCUCCCACAGUAUUUCUGCAUUGUUUACACCCGUUAAGACUUUUUAGAGAAGCAGGACUGGAGAUGCAUCUCAGAAGAUGAUUUUUAGUGCAGAAACUUGGUAAAGCAGCAGUCGUUUUUGUGUAUCAGUGUGCAUUUAUGAUGUUACACAGUUUUGAAUUCUAUCUCUUGUCUCAUGUGAUCUAGGCCCGGCUUGUGAAGUCAACAAAAAUCCCAACAGUGGAAAUACACUAGUCUACAGUAAAUCACUAGGUGGUAAAUCAAUACAGUGCCAUGCACUUACUCAGUCUAACCAGUAGAUGGAGUUAAAUGCUCAGGGUUAUUAUGUAUUACAUGGUGAAUGUGGACAUGGGUCAAGAUUAGUGUUAUAUUUCCAGAACACACAGAAACUACAGUAUUCACACUACACGUAUGACUGAAACAAGAAAGGAUAAAACAAAAAGUAUUUUAUUUUCUCAACUUUACAAUGACAUGUCUUUUAAGCCAUACAUAAACCUAAAGGAAUAGUUAGGCCUUUUGAUAUAGCCCUGCUUUAAGAUGAAAGGCGCCUCAUAGAACUACAGACGGGGGGCAAAUUAAAGGAAAUUCCUGAAUAAAAGAGUGGAGAAACAUAUCAAAAGCAGAUGCUUCUGUGCACCGGGACUCACUAAAUGUUUUUUUGAGUAUGAAAAUGAUGUGAAUAAAAUGCUACAGCCUGUACAGUCACCAGAUCUCAACCCAGUUUCACACCAUUGUGUAAGACAAUGCUCUCCACCACCAUCUCCAUAACGCCAAAUGAUAUAAUCAGUGAGAUGACCUGAUUUAAAUAAAGCAGCACUGAAGCUGUUCUGGAGGUUCAUGGUAGCCUGACCUCCAUACUAAGACA
Molecule: messenger RNA, 1581 nt
Organism: Siniperca chuatsi (mandarin fish)
Lineage: Eukaryota; Metazoa; Chordata; Actinopteri; Centrarchiformes; Sinipercidae
Gene: vkorc1
Product: vitamin K epoxide reductase complex, subunit 1
Exons: 3
Coding region: 148-639 (163 amino acids)
Biological process (GO): peptidyl-glutamic acid carboxylation; vitamin K metabolic process
Molecular function (GO): vitamin-K-epoxide reductase (warfarin-sensitive) activity
Source: RefSeq, a predicted model, not a curated record